This is a messenger RNA of Kwoniella mangroviensis CBS 8507, 1260 nucleotides long. RefSeq names its product cystathionine beta-synthase. The record is from RefSeq and is a predicted model, not a curated record. Gene Ontology annotation, molecular function: cystathionine beta-synthase activity. The transcript has 11 exons. Lineage: Eukaryota; Fungi; Basidiomycota; Tremellomycetes; Tremellales; Cryptococcaceae. Gene Ontology annotation, cellular component: cytoplasm. Bases 1 to 1260 code for a protein of 419 amino acids.
AUGAGCGGCGAGACUCAACCUCAACAUCAUUGGCAGGGUGUCCUGUCCUCUGCGCUGGACGCAGUGGGUCAUACUCCUUUGGUCAGAUUACAGCGGAUAGCCAAGGAAGAAGGGCUUAACUGCAAUUUAUUGGGGAAAUGCGAGUUCUUCUCUGCAGGUGGAAGUGUCAAAGACAGGAUAGCAAAUAGAAUGGUAGAGCAGGCUGAGAAAAAGGGUGUUCUGAUACCUGGACAAAGUAUAAUCAUCGAGCCUACCAGUAAGCUAGAUCUGGCACUCCCUCUUUUUUGCCCUUCAGCUCACAAAUGUAUCAAUCUAGGUGGUAAUACGGGAAUUGGUCUCGCCCUUGCUUGCGCUAUAAAAGGAUAUCAGUGUAUUAUCACACUUCCAGCCAAGAUGAGUCUGGAGAAGGAAGUGAUGUUACGUGCAUUGGGAGCCGAGAUAGUCAGGACACCGACUGAAGCAGCUUGGGAUAGUUCCGAGAGUCAUAUCGGUGUUGCACGAAAGUUGCAGAAAUCAAUACCUGGAGGUGUGAUUUUAGAUCAGUACUCCAAUCCUCAUAAUCCUCUAGCUCACUACUAUGGUACAUACGAGGAGAUAAUGCAUUCGCUCAAAACGUCUGACUUACCACGUAAAGAUAUAUCUCUCCUGGUCGCAGGCGCAGGUACAGGCGGUACAAUCACAGGUCUAGGACGCGCUAUCAGGGAUUAUGAAGCUUCUUUGCCUCAUACCAACGGGAACUCUGCUUCUCAUGGUAGAACGACCAUAAUAGCUGUUGAUCCGGAAGGAUCGAUAUUGGGUGGAGGUGAACCCGGAAAUUAUCAAGUGGAAGGUAUAGGAUAUGAUUUCUUCCCUGAGGUUUUGGAUCCAAAUCCACCAGUGGUAGAUAAAUGGUUAAAAACCAAUGAUGAAGAGGCUUUUGACGCUACCAAGCGGCUGAUUCGAAAAGAAGGACUCUUUGUAGGUGGUUCAUCCGGAUCAGCCCUAUCCGGUACCCUACGAUACCUCCAUUCGGAAGAAGGAAAACAUAUAGCAGAAGAUCCAAAUGCCAACGUAGUCGUGAUCUUGCCGGAUGGAGUAAGGAAUUAUAUGUCCAAAUCUUGGUUCCUCGAGACAUCUAAACUUCCUACAGGAGAGAAUAUGGAAGAGAAAGAGGAUAUUAAGAGUACCAUUAGGGGUAUAUUGGGUAGAGAUUUGAAUGACGUGAUGAGCGUGGUGGACAGUAAAAGGGAGAAAGGGGAGAAGUUGGAAAAUGGUGAUUGA